AUGAAGCAACGGAUAACAUAUGUCGUGACGGACCCAGAGUCAUUCAAUCCCGAGCAGAUUGAUGUCCAAAAGGGAAGCAACGGCAAAAGCGAUACUUUUACCUUGACACGCGUCAGAGCUGCAAAAGAACACCGUAUCACACUUGGUCUCGACGAACUUUCGGAAGCACCAAUCGAUAUUGAAGUGCUGAAGAAAUGGCAUGAGCUGCAUGUUCGUUGGGCGCCAGACAUCCCCGAAUUAGCGGCUGUUCCAUUCACAUCACGCGUGUCGCCAGGUCUACACAUCUUCUUCACGCCAUCCACAGAAGCGAAGGACCCGGAUCUCUGCCAUGAUGUUCGAUCGGUAUUUCACAGUGUUGACAGACGCUUCAAGUGCACGACAUCAAACGAAACAGCGAUCAAGAUGCCGAUGCUCUCUGAGCGUUUCACAAUGUCCACAGCCUUAGAGUACUACUCGCCAUUCACAGAAGAUGACUGGUCUGCAUCUGAGAUAGCAGUGUGGUUUCAGAGAAUGACUGGGGAGAUGUCAACGCCUGCUUAUGUUGACAUCGAUUAUGACGCUAUAUCUCAAGCCGUAAUCUGCACAGCUGUUUGGUCGAGUGGACCAAGGAUAGGGUGGACAGAUCAAUUUGCAGUCCCUGAAGACGAUUCGACAGUCGAGAUUGGCGUCCUAUCCCACGAGUCUAACACUGACCCAGAGGACUACCAAUUUGGCGGUUUUCUGACCGUGCUCGGCCGUGACGACAAGCCAAAACCCACACGCUUCCAAACGCCAGCACGCCACUAUCCGAUCCUGACCGCUGACCCUUUCAACCCCAACACAACCCCCAAACCUUCACCACUCAGAUUUAGAACCUCCAUCAAUCGCCCCACAGGUCUGCAUCCCACUCUGACCCUCACCUUCCCAACAGAGCACCUCACGGCUCCAGACCCAACAUGUAAACUACACACGCACCUCACGCUCCCCUCGGCGCUCUUCAUCGAUAAACAUCAGUUCUCCGACGCCCUCUUCCUCGCCUCCAAGAACCUUCUUGCGCUGCGCAGCCUAUCCGGCGCCACCGACCUCGAAGCCCCAGACUGGGUGAUCCCACAAUGGGGCUCGUCAUCGCUCUUCGAGCUCGCGACGCCGCCCGCUGAUGCCAGCACGCCAGACUGGACUGUCAGUAUCCCGCUGCAUCUGCGCUACAGCCCUGCAGCGCCUGCCUCGCACGAUACGUUGCAUGUCCCCUGGCCUGUUGUGUUCUGGGCGUGUCGCGCUGAUGAGGGCGAGAAGCACCCGCUUAAUCCGUUUGACCGCAGACAUUUGGGGUACGAGGCGCUGUUUGGGCCGAAGACGAGGUUCAUGCAUGUGCAGCCUGUGAGCGAGAGAGGGGCAGAUGGGGCGUUGAAGAGACUGGUGGAGACAAUUGACGUGCCUGUGUUGGAUACGCGGCAGGUUGGGUGGGUGGAGGGCGGGACUGUGGGGAUUGUGUUGGUCGCGUUUCUGGGGCUAUGUUGGGUGUUGUUUGGCAGGAUCGGAGGGACCAAAGAGGAGGCUGAGAAGAAGAAGCAGUGA
Molecule: messenger RNA, 1554 nt
Organism: Boeremia exigua
Lineage: Eukaryota; Fungi; Ascomycota; Dothideomycetes; Pleosporales; Didymellaceae
Product: PIG-X
Exons: 3
Coding region: 1-1554 (517 amino acids)
Biological process (GO): protein processing; GPI anchor biosynthetic process
Cellular component (GO): glycosylphosphatidylinositol-mannosyltransferase I complex; endoplasmic reticulum membrane
Molecular function (GO): mannosyltransferase activity
Source: RefSeq, a predicted model, not a curated record